AUGGAACGACUUAAAGUUAUCACACCAGUGGAUGAACCAAGUGAUUGGGUGUCGUCGCUCGUGGUGGUGAUGAAGAAAAACAAUCAGCUUCGAGUAUGUCUCGAUCCAAGAGAUCUAAAUAGGUCCAUAAAAAGAGAGCACUACCAGCUACCAUCAAGAGAGGAAAUAACAGCACAGUUUGCAGGAGCUAAGUACUUCAGCAAAUUAGAUGCGUCCUCAGGUUUCUGGCAGAUAGAGUUAGAUGAGGGAAGCUCAAGGCUAUGUACUUUCAUAACGCCAUUUGGGAGAUACAGAUUUCUCAGAUUACCAUUUGGGGUCUGCAGUGCGCCAGAAGUGUUCCACAAGGUUGUGCAUAAUUUGUUCGCACACAUACCUGGUGUCAACACAAUGAUGGAUGACAUAGUAGUAUGGGGGUCAACCCAACAGGAACAUGACACCAGACUGAAACAGGUCCUUGACAUAGCUCAGAAAGCAAAUCUGAAACUCAACAGAGACAAAUGUGAGUUCAAUGUGAGCCAAAUGACAUUCAUUGGCGAUGUGAUCAGUGAACAAGGUGUUCAACCAGAUCCAAAGAAGGUUGCAGCCAUAUUGAACAUGGAAAGACCACAGAACAAGCAAGAUGUUCAAAGGUUCUUAGGUAUGGUUAACUACCAAGGAAAGUUCAUACCAGAUUUAUCCACAAAGUCAGCCCCGCUGAGAAGUCUUCUUGAGAAAAGAAAUGAGUGGAUGUGGCAAGAUGCACAAGAAAAAGCUUGGUGUCAACUCAAGGAAGCUCUGACACAAGAACCAGUGCUCCAUUUCUAUGACAGCACAAAGCCGACGAAGCUAUCAGCUGAUGCAUCCAAGAAUGGACUAGGUGCAGUGCUACUGCAACAACAUGACCAGAAUUGGUUCCCCAUUGCUUAUGCAUCGAGAGCAAUGACUGAUGCAGAAACUCGCUACGCGCAGAUAGAAAAAGAACUGCUAGCGAUGACGUCUGCAUGUGAAAGAUUUCACCAAUACAUACAUGUACAUGGACGACAGGUAGAAGUCGAAACAGAUCAUAAACCUCUUGUACCAUUGUUCAAAAAAUCACUCUGUGAUUGUCCUCUUCGCAUUCAACGCCUACUAAUCCGAGUGCAGAGAUACGAUUUGAAAGUAUCCUACACACCAGGAAAAUACAUGUACACCGCAGAUGCAUUGUCUAGAGCGGUAGAUCCACAGGCAGACAUGCAGGUCGAAAGAGAAGAAGACAUCAGAAUCUAUGUAGACACAAUAUUGGAGACAUUACCAGUCACAUCAAACAGAAAAAGUCAGUUUGUAGAUGAAACACAGAAAGACAAAACACUACAAGAAUUGAUAGGCAUCAUCAAAGAUGGAUGGCCUGAAACAAAACAACAAUGUCCAGUAGCAAUUAGAGCAUACUGGAACAUUAGAAAUGAGCUGUCAGAAGCCGAAGGCUUAAUCAUGAAAGGCAGCAGGAUCGUUGUACCAAGCACAAUGAAAAAACAGAUGUUGGAUAAGAUCCAUGAAGGACAUUUGGGCAUAGAAAAAUGCAAGAGACGUGCAAGAGAAGUCUUGUAUUGGCCCAGAAUAAAUCAAGACAUAACAGAAAUGGUACAAAAUUGUAACUCAUGCUUGAUGUAUAAACCAAAACAACAGACAGAAAGUCUGAAACCACACACGGUACCAAACAGACCGUGGGAAAAGAUCGCUGCAGACUUGUUCACACUGAAUAACAAAGAUUACAUGGUAAUAGUAGAUUACUAUUCACAAUUCAUUGAAGUCUGUCCACUGUCAACAACAACAAGUAAAACAGUGAUAACAAAAAUGAAAGAAGUCUUUUCAAGACAAGGCACACCAAGUGAACUCGUGACGGAUAAUGGUCCGCAAUUAGCUAGUAAAGAGUUCAAAAACUUUGCACAAGAUUGGGACUUCUGCCACACAACGACAAGUCCGUAUCAUCCUCAGUCGAACGGACUAGCAGAGAAUGCAGUGAAAAUUGUGAAGAAUCUCAUCCGCAAAUGCCAAGACAGUAGACAAGAUGUCUACAGGGCACUACAAGUCUACAGAAGCUCACCACUAGAAUGUGGAAAAUCGCCAGCUGAACUCCUGUACAACAGGCGAUUGAGAUCAAACCUGCCCAUGGUGGACAAAUUUCUUGAUCCACAACACAUCAAUCCUCAACAGGUGAGGGAAAGGAAGGAAGGGCAGAAGGUAAAGCAGAAAGAGCGAUAUGAUAAACAUGCUCGAGACCUACCAGAACUAAACAUAGGUCAGACUGUAAGACUUCAAAACAUGCACAACAAUCGAUGGUCACAAAGUGGCAUCGUCAAAGUCAAACUGCCAAACAGAUCAUAUUUGGUAGAGACAGAGUAUGGAGAGAUUAGACGAAGAAACCGACGUCAUCUCAGACCGGCACCCACACGAAGGGAUGAUCGGUUCCAACAGACAACACAGACGGACAGCGAUCCAGAUGACAACGAGGAUGUUAGCGAACCAACCCCUGAGCGUUCCGGGGUACCAGCCCAGCAAGCAUCAUCCUACAUGACCACCAGAAGUGGACGAAUAAGCAAACCGCCAAAUCGAAUGGACUUGUGA
Molecule: messenger RNA, 2580 nt
Organism: Strongylocentrotus purpuratus (purple sea urchin)
Lineage: Eukaryota; Metazoa; Echinodermata; Echinoidea; Camarodonta; Strongylocentrotidae
Exons: 1
Coding region: 1-2580 (859 amino acids)
Biological process (GO): DNA integration
Molecular function (GO): nucleic acid binding
Source: RefSeq, a predicted model, not a curated record